AUGUCGCAACAGGAGACCGAGGGUGUGCACACUUGGAUUCGGGUCCUACAGUCCUUGUGUCAGAUCGGGAACCUCUUCUCCAAAACCAAAGUUCUCUCAAGUGACCUUGAGCGCCCGGUUCUGACAAUUGUCCUAAACAAUCCUGUCUUUUCAGGCCACGGAGGGCUGAAUCAGUUAGGAGGGGCCUUUGUGAAUGGCAGGCCUCUGCCAGAAGUUGUCCGUCAACGCAUUGUGGACCUGGCCCAUCAGGGCGUGAGGCCCUGUGAUAUCUCUCGCCAGCUCCGUGUCAGCCAUGGCUGCGUCAGCAAGAUCCUUGGCAGGUACUACGAGACUGGCAGCAUCCGGCCUGGAGUGAUAGGGGGCUCCAAGCCCAAGGUGGCCACCCCCAAGGUGGUGGAGAAGAUCGGGGACUACAAGCGGCAGAACCCUACCAUGUUUGCCUGGGAGAUUCGGGACCGGCUCCUGGCAGAAGGCGUUUGUGACAAUGACACUGUGCCCAGUGUCAGCUCCAUCAACAGAAUCAUCCGAACCAAAGUGCAGCAACCCUUCAACCUCCCCAUGGACAGCUGCGUGGCCAGCAAGUCUCUGAGCCCAGGACACACGCUGAUCCCCAGCUCAGCCGUAACACCCCCAGAGUCACCCCAGUCGGAUUCCUUGGGCUCUACCUAUUCUAUCAGUGGGCUCCUGGGCAUCGCUCAGCCUGGCGGUGACAACAAGAGAAAGAUGGACGAUAGUGACCAGGACAGCUGUCGGCUGAGCAUCGACUCACAGAGCAGCAGCAGUGGUCCCCGAAAGCACCUUCGGACGGACGCCUUCAGCCAGCACCACCUCGAGCCGCUCGACUGCCCAUUUGAGCGGCAGCACUACUCGGAGGCCUACGCCUCCCCCAGCCACACCAAAGGCGAGCAGGGGCUGUACCCACUGCCCUUACUCAACAGUGCCCUGGAUGAUGGGAAGGCCACCCUGACACCUUCCAAUACACCCUUGGGACGCAACCUCUCGACUCACCAGACCUACCCGGUGGUGGCAGAUCCUCAUUCACCCUUCGCCAUAAAGCAGGAAACCCCAGAGCUCUCCAGUUCUAGCUCCACCCCUUCCUCUUUAUCUAGCUCCGCCUUUUUGGAUCUGCAGCAAGUCGGCUCUGGGGGCCCAGCAGGUGCCUCGGUCCCACCCUUCAAUGCCUUUCCCCAUGCUGCCUCCGUGUACGGGCAGUUCACGGGCCAGGCCCUCCUCUCAGGGCGAGAGAUGGUGGGGCCCACGCUGCCUGGAUACCCACCCCACAUCCCCACCAGUGGACAGGGCAGCUAUGCCUCUUCUGCUAUCGCAGGCAUGGUGGCAGGAAGUGAAUAUUCUGGCAAUGCCUACAGCCACACCCCCUACUCCUCCUACAGCGAGGCCUGGCGCUUCCCCAACUCCAGCCUGCUGAGUUCCCCAUAUUAUUACAGCUCCACAACAAGGCCAAGUGCACCGCCCACCUCCGCCACGGCCUUCGACCAUCUGUAGUUGUCAUGGGGACAGUGGGAACAACCAGGCAAACAGGAGGACUUGGCCUGAGACAGGCCCCAGAGAGUCACACAAAGGAAUCUUUAUUUAUUACAUGAAAAAUAACCACAAUUCCAGCAUUGCGGCUCAUUCCCCGUGUGGUCAAUUUAAUGGACCGUGAAAGUCAGGAUGACCUUGGAGAAGGCCAAACUGUCCUUCAAGAUUCCUUUUGUGGGGGACAGGAGUUCCAGGAAAGCAAGACACAUCCCAUCUCAAAAGGGAUGGAAUUAGAGGAGAAAUGUACCCAGGCUGGUACCCACCAAAGGAGAAAAAAGGGAUCACAAAGAACUUAGAGGGAGAUCUGUCUGAGGGUGUACAAGGACCAGCUGUGUGAUCUUCAUCAGUACAACUCCAGCAAUUAUGGACUGUAAGCAAGUCCUUCUGGCCCAUGAGUCCUAGCCCAGAGCUACUCACGAGCCAUCCUAGGAGUUACCACCUGUAGCCUCUGCCACCUGCUGGGCAAGCCAACCAGCAACUUUCUGGGGAUGCCAGCUGACCUUCCCAUUUGUGUUGCUGUGAGCCUCCAGGCACCCCCUUGCCUCUCAACCAUCGGGCCAUCCCUCUGGCAGCAGUGAGGCAAGGCUCUCUACACAGAGCACCGCAAGACAUGACGGCUGGGACCACCACGCCCUCUUCUCAACAGCCAUGCCAAUUUGAGUGUGCUUUCUAUAUCUCCAGCCCGUGCAGCCACUGAAGAGACCCCUGAGGCCAGCAACAAGAUUCCCUCUCUGGCUUCUCAGCUCCUUCCCCCAACACCACCUCACUGUAAAUACCGCAAAACGAAGCUCUGUUUGGGUCAAGCUUCCCUCUUUCCGCCCCCAGACUUUGGCCUCUGAGUGCAUUCUUUCCCUACUAUGUUGGGCUUUUCUCCUUGAUACUUUUUUUGUUUUUUUUAAAGACA
This is a messenger RNA of Microtus ochrogaster (prairie vole), 2443 nucleotides long. RefSeq names its product paired box 8 (gene Pax8). Gene Ontology annotation, biological process: anatomical structure development; regulation of transcription by RNA polymerase II. The record is from RefSeq and is a predicted model, not a curated record. Bases 1 to 1503 code for a protein of 500 amino acids. Lineage: Eukaryota; Metazoa; Chordata; Mammalia; Rodentia; Cricetidae. The transcript is spliced from 11 exons. Gene Ontology annotation, molecular function: DNA-binding transcription factor activity, RNA polymerase II-specific; RNA polymerase II cis-regulatory region sequence-specific DNA binding.